Panthera uncia (snow leopard) is the source of this 16013-nucleotide messenger RNA. It is a transcript of the gene REV3L, whose product is annotated as REV3 like, DNA directed polymerase zeta catalytic subunit. Bases 6085 to 15246 code for a protein of 3053 amino acids. Gene Ontology annotation, cellular component: nucleus; zeta DNA polymerase complex. The record is from RefSeq and is a predicted model, not a curated record. Gene Ontology annotation, biological process: error-prone translesion synthesis; double-strand break repair via homologous recombination. The transcript has 33 exons. Lineage: Eukaryota; Metazoa; Chordata; Mammalia; Carnivora; Felidae. Gene Ontology annotation, molecular function: DNA binding; nucleotide binding; DNA-directed DNA polymerase activity.
AAUGUAUAAUGUAAAUGAAUAUGAAAUACUUUUUUGUACAUACAUUGAAAGAUAAGAAACUUAAUACAAAGAAACUGAAACUUUUAAAGGUGUAUCAAAUUGAGUUUGCUGUAAAUAUAGUUCAGUUACAAACAAAACUUUUGUGUUUCUUCAACAGGUGAAAAAUUUGAAGUCACUGGCAAACAUUUAGAGUUUAUAGCUUUCAGAAAUUAAGCCAGCAUUUUUAACAUGUUAGAAACUCCCAGUAAAAUGAAUAUUAAUCAUAAACAAAAAGUGUACAAUAUCUGCUUCCAAAUUCUCUCCCCAAAGAAAACUAGUCCAGUUCUCCUAGUAAAAUAAAUUUGAAAAUAAUUAACAUAAAAGGUCAAUCUGGCUUAGUAAUAAAAGUCUGAGUGCUAGAAUUUUUAAUGAAGACCGUUUUAUUGUUUGAAAGUAUAAACUAUGUUAAUAUGUUUAUGAAUUCUAUAAAUUAAUGAAAAAUAGUAACACAUGAUAAAUCUACGUUAUAUAAAGUACCAGAAACUUAAGUCUUUUAUAUAUAAUAGGUAAUUUUGGAAGUCCUUAAUUUUUUAUCUUGGUUUGGAGAAAAGCUGUUUUUAAACUGAGUUUACUUUUUAUAAAUGAGCCCUGAAAAGUAGAAUUUUCUCCCAAAUAAUGAGGCCAUUUUAUAUUUGUAUUAUAAAUUCUGAACUGAUUGAUUUCUCACAUUUUUACUAGUUCAGUUUUUCUAUUGCAUAAAAGGUGUUUUUCUGCUUUAGAAAACAGUCCAGUUGACUUCUGAUUGUCAUGCGUUUUGAGGGCAUAUCUUGAGUAAUUUAAGAAAUGAAUUAACUAUCUUAGGUUUAAAAGCUCUUGUAUCUUGUGUUGCUGAAAUUUGAAAAGGUAUUUAAAAAAAAAAAGUGGCAUAGUCAAAUUUGAAUGGUAAAUCCUGACUGAUUUAAUCCCUGAGGAUGUUGAUUCCUGAGAGAAUCACUUAAAUUUUCAUGUGAGUGAGUGAUGGAAUUAUUUUUACAAAAAGCCAAAAACCUGCUUUUCUUCACUCAUUGAAAAAAUGUCUUGAGCACUAUUUUGAUGUCACAGUGUAUUGAGCAAUGUUAACAACAACGUUUUGGUAAUAUGUUUUAAUGGAGAGAAGCAAGGUUAUAAAUAACUAAAGUACAGGGCAGUGUUUUUUAACUUGGAUUUGAAUACGGGUGUAACUGCUCUGGGAAUUCACUUCAAAUGAAAUCCUAAGGCUUCAUUGUGAGGACCUGACUCAGGUGGAUCUGAGUUUCCAUAUCCCAACUCUUGCUUAGUUGCUUGACAUAACUCCAUGUUGAGCUUAGAAAGCUCUCUCAGUUUUCUCAGCACCAAGUUAAACAGAAUUAUCCUCUCAAAAAGCUUCCCUGCUGAGAUGCAGAGUAGGAGUAAAUAGAAGAGUGUGAGUGAGGUGUUCACAUAGCAAGUAAUUAAACAAAGUAGGCCAAACAGACUAUAGAGGGAGCUGCUUGUCUUUGAGAUUACUGUACAGAACUCUGCCACUCCCCCCCCCACCCCAGUCUUCCUCCAGAUAAUGAAAAUUUUAGUAGAUUGUUCUGGAUGCUAGCUGUUAAACAUGAAAUCAAGUUCUUCAACAUAAGAAAUUGGUUAUUCUGAAAUGCUAUAUAUGAGUUUAUGUCGUUGCUUAAUACCUUCACUUUUUUUGGUGAAGUGGCAGAUCAAGUUUGAGAUGAGUACUGUUUUGAAAACUAUAGCAUUUAUCGACAACUUAAAUUACAGAUAAUUUCUCUAAUAAUAGUCUUGUUUGUUCACAGCCUUUUAAAAUUUUUUUUUCACUUAGACCAUCUAAAAAAAUUUAAGAUCACAUAAUACCGAUUUGAUACAAUUAUUAGAAAGGUUUUUUUCAGGAGCACUGCUGAGAUUUAGUGAUUUUCCACAAACAAAAUUAGUCACUCUAUUUAGUAGGCAUUUGAAGCCCUGAGUACCAAAUUUUAUUAGCUUUAAAAUCACAAUCAGUAAAUUAGAGGCUAAAGCAGGGAGGUCCCUAUUAAAUCUGGACACAGUAGAAUCUGGUAAUACUCGGUUCAUUCAGUGAACACUUAAUGAGAACUUACUACGUAUAUUGAGCUAUUUUUGGUGUGGUCAUUUUAAACAACUUUUAUCCUUUAGACUCUCACAAUAUAGUAGAAAUGAUAGACAUGUAAGCAUAAGUCAAAUGUAGUUUGAUUAUGACAGAUGUGUGUAAGAAAGCAAGGACUCAAAGGAGAACAUGUUAGUGACCAACUAGCAGGCAAAAAGGGGAGUCAGGGAAGGCUUCAUGAAGGAAGUAUGGAUUAAGUCAUUUUAAAGGAAUCUCAAAAGAAUUUUAAAAUUCUGAUAGAGGAACAGAUAAAAGGUAAUUCACAAAUGAGUAAACUGCUCUUGGCAGGGCAGCUUGGCAAUGCAUAUCAUAAUCCUUGAAAUGUUGUUUUUUGACCCAAUAAUUCUAGCUUUAGGGAUUUUAAUCUAUGAAUGUAAAUCUUUUGGCAAAAUCUGAUUAUCUUUUGAAUCCAUCUACUUCUUUUCAUUAUCCAUCACCACCUUAGUCUAAACUACUAGCAUUUUUGGAUGCAUUUACAACAGUAGCCUCCUAAUCUUGGCCUACACCCAGUCCACUCUGUUCCCUUCUAAUCUGUUUUCUACACUGUAAUCGAGGGAUCUUUUCGAAAUGCAAACCUGAUUAUAUCACCCUACUACUUGGUAUGCUUCAGUAGCUUUCCAUUGCAUUUAGGAUAAGGACAAAGCUACAUGUCUUAUGUGGUGGCGUCUACAUGUCUUACAAGGUCUUGCAUAGUCUGGCCCCUACCUUUCUAUCCAGCCAUGGCUUGAGCCAUGUUCUUCUUGCCUUGCUCUUUGUGUUCCAGCCAUAUUGGCCUUAUUUCAGUCCCUUAUUCUUGCCAUGCUCCCUUCCACAAUGAGGCCUUUGUACCUGCUGUUCCCUCUGCCUAGAAUGUUUUUCCUUUUCCUUCACCUAAACUCUGAUUUACCUUUCCUCAGGGAAGCCUUCCCUAUCAUAGACUCUCAGAAUUCCAUAAACUCUCCUUCAUAACACUUGCUAUAGUUGUAAUUUUAUAUAUGUUGGAGAUUAAUGUCUGUUUUCCCCAGUAACCUCCAUAAAUGCUGGUAAUGUGUUCAUUUUUUGCACAGUUAUACAAUCAGUACUUACCACAGUGCUUGAAACUCAAGUAUUUUUGCAAGAAUUAAUCAAUAGAUGAUAGUUAUCACAGGGCACAACCUCAAAUAUUCAACAAUUGGGAAAUGGUUAUAUAAAUUGGGCACAUUCAUAUAGUAGAACUUAUGUCAUUAAAAUGAUAUUUUAGAAGAAUAUAGAGUAAUAUGGGAUAAUGAUGUUAGUAUAUUAUGUGAAAAAAUUAGCUUGCAAAAUAGUCAUUUAUUAAAAUCCAGAAAAAAAUACACCAAAAUAUAAAGGUUGGUUAUCUCUGGGAGAUGUGUUUUGAAUUUUUUAGAUUGUCUACAGAGACUAUGUAUUGAUUUUAUAAUUUGGGAAAAAACUAUGUACAAACUUAAGGAAAAACUGGCUUUUUAGGUAUGGUACAUAAAUAUAGCAAGAAAGACUUGAAGUUCAUAUUGGGCUCCAAAAAAAGUAACCACAAUGCAUGAUUGAUUGCAUAAUGAUAGUAUGGAACUUUAUUCUAUAAAUUCAGUUUAGGAACUGCAAAAUGAUUCUUACAUUAAAAAAGCCAAUAAAUUCUGGCUUUUUAAUUUUACCAUUUAUAUGUAAAUUGAUUUUAAUUUUAAAAUGUUUUGAAAAGUAAUGCAGUUUUGGCACAUGGCAGCAGUGAAACAGAGUGGAGGCCAGAAACUGACUUAAACAUAAAUAAGAACUUACGGUAUCAAAAUGUAUGCUACCCUCACCUAUUAGUAUCGAAAAGAGUUAUUUAAUAAACAGUGUUGAGAUAGCCAGUUAAUCAUCUAGAAAAAUAGAAAGUUGGCUUCCAGGUGAGACAGAAGAUUUAAAUGUGAAAACGAAACAAAACAACAUAGGAUAAUUAUUUGUAAUGUAAUCUAGGAAUGGCGAAGACCUUUCAAAGUAUAAAACAGAACUGAAGCCAGAUUGCUCACAUUUACAACAUAAAUGAAAUUCUAUACAGAGAAAAAAAAUCAUAAAGUUAAACAGAUUAGUAAUAACUGAUUUGUAUACUUUUCACAAAGGAGUCCUUUCCUCUUGAUACAUAAACAGCUUCUAGAAAAUAACUCAGUAGAAAAAAUGAGCAAAGAGAAUUCAUAUGAAAAGAUGUGCAAUUUUAUUUAUAAAGAAGAUAUAAGUUAAAACUACAACAUACUAUUUAUCACCUAUCAAAUUAGGAAUAAUUGAUUACAUAAUAUAACUUGGGGAGGUUGAGAGGAAGGGGAAAUGGGCAUUCUCAUAUUGCUGGUGGGGAUAUAAAAUGUUCAUUUUCUAUGGAAAGCAAUAUGGAAAUCAUUUUAAUACAAGUAUAUUUUGAUUUAGCAAUUUCAUUUAAGGAUUUCAUCCUCAAAUAUUUUACAUAUGUGUUAAAUGAACAUAUAAAAAUAUUUGUGGCAGCAUUGUUUGUCAUUGCAAAAAAUUGGAAACAACCUACACAUAAGUCAGUAGGGGAGUGGUUAAGUAAAUAAUGGUGUAUCUUUUCAAUGGAAUACUAGGCAGCCUUUAAUGUAAUGAGGCAAUACUAUGUAUUCGGCUAUGGUGCCAUGUCUAAGUUAUAUUAAGAGGAAAAAAAGCAAGACAGGAGACUCCAUGUUUAGUAUGUUGCUAUUUGUGUGGUUUAAAAAAAAAAAUAUAUAUAUAUAUAAAAUAUAGGGGUGUGUGUGUGUAUGUGUCUGUGUGUGUGUCAAAGGAUACAUGAGAAUUUGAUAACAGUGGUUGUCUGCAGUGAGGGGGAACUGGUAGUCUAGAGGACAACGGUGGGAGACUGUAAUUUUGGAAUAUUUUUUACCAUGUGCAUGUAAUACCUCUUCAAUUUUAGUUUUUAAAAUUAUGUUGUGUUUCCAGGAAUUGGUAAGGAAGAACAAAAACAAAAGUCUAAUAGUUGUAAACAGUUAUCAAAUGAUUACUCCAAUACUGUUUAAUUUUAGAUUUUGCUAGAGGUCUUCUAAUCCAGUGCUUCCCAUUGAUGUUAUGUGGCUCACUGGAGGGUGGCCCUAGUGGAGUGGGAUCUGAAGGAAGACUGUGGGGUUCCUUUGAGCAGAUAACUCGAUGAGCAACAACCCGCAGUUACUGCUCCUUUUGAUAUUUUCAACGCAUUAGAGGAGGUGCUUUAUUAUUUGGAAUCUACUUCAGCUAACUACAGAGUAUGCAACUGCCUCUUGUGGAGAAGGGAUCAUGGAGCUACUAUUGGAGUUUAUAUUCCCGGUGCCUGAUGAGCAUGUCACACAGCACAAGAUGUAGUCUGCUGUCAAUGAGAGCAGAGGGUAGCAGGGAUGUUGGUUGCCCUGGGAAGCCCAGCUCUAGGCCUGAAUUUCUUUCUGUAUUCACCUGUGUUGGAUUUCCUAGUCAUGUGCAUCUGAUGUGUCAUUUAGCUUGCUGCAAGAUGACUGCUAAUAGUGCAUGUAUAUUCUGCAAAAAUAAACACCAUUGUUAUUUUGAAAUAUUGUUCUUGAUGUGAAAAAGGUUGGAUUUGAAAUUAAUUCAUAUUACUACAAACCUCAUUUAAAUUUUAAUUUUCUUCUAUAAUUAUGUAAAGGAAAUGUGAUAAUUUUUUCACAAAAUACCGUGUUGAUGCCUCCAAAUGCUCUUCUGUUGGUCUGUGUGCCGAACAAAUAUUAUUUACAAUGUGAAAAAGAUUGGGAAACACAGUUCUGGUCAAAUCUUCUCAUUUUAUAUAAAGAAAACUGGAAUCUAGAAUAAAAACCAAGACAAGCCACAUAAAAGCAACCUAAAAAUUAAACUGUCAUCAUAUUAUUUGUUUUAAAACUAUGGAAUAAUAUAUCUGAGGAAGAUUUCUCUCAAAAUUGUUUUUCUCAAUUUCAAGUCAGAAGACAUGUCUUCAUCUACAUGGCAUCUUUCCUUACCUCUAUGUGCCAUACGAUGGUUAUGGACAGCAGCCAGAAAGCUAUCUUUCUCAGAUGGCAUUCAGUAUCGACAGAGCACUUAAUGUGGCUUUAGGCAACCCAUCUUCCACUGCUCAGCACGUGUUCAAAGUGUCAUUAGUAUCAGGAAUGCCUUUUUAUGGUUAUCAUGAGAAGGAAAGACACUUUAUGAAGAUCUAUCUUUACAAUCCAGCAAUGGUGAAAAGGAUAUGUGAACUUUUGCAAAGUGGAGCCAUAAUGAAUAAAUUUUACCAGCCUCAUGAAGCGCAUAUUCCCUACCUCCUACAGCUGUUCAUUGACUACAAUCUCUAUGGAAUGAAUUUAAUAAAUCUGGCUGCUGUCAAGUUCCGAAAAGCAAGAAGGAAAAGUGAUUCGAUGCGUACAACUGGAUCUUGCAAGGAUCAGCUACCAGGAAAUUCUCUUACUGGUACUUUAUUUCGGUGGGAAGAAGAUGAAAUACCAAGCUCUUUAAUACUGGAAGGUGUUGAACCACGGAGUACAUGUGAAUUAGAAGUGGAUGCUGUCGCUGCUGAUAUCUUAAAUCGGCUAGACAUUGAAGCUCAAAUUGGUGGAAACCCUGGUCUCCAGGCCAUAUGGGAAGAUGAAAAGCAACGGCGAAGAAACAGAAAUGAAACUUCUCAAAUUAGCCAACCCGAAUCACAAGAUCGCAGGUUUGUGCCAGCAACAGAAAGUGAAAAAAUUUUUCAGAAGAGACUUCAGGAAAUUCUCAAACAGAAUGAUUUCUCUGUAACAUUAUCAGGAUCUGUGGACUACAGCGAUGGAUCUCAGGAGUUCUCUGCUGAGUUAACAUUGCACUCUGAAGUUCUGUCUCCUGAUAUUCUUCAGUGUACGCCAGCUAAUCUGGUAGAAGUCCACAAAGAUACAGAGUUGAGCAAAGGUCACACUAUACACAAAGUGGAGGAAGCUCUUAUUAAUGAAGAAGCAAUUUUGAACCUCAUGGAAAAUAGUCAGACUUUUCAGCCUUUGACCCAAAGACUGAAUGAGUCACCAGUUUUCUUGGACAGUAGUCCUGAUGAGGCUCUGGUACAUCUUCUUGCUGGUUUGGAAAAUGAUGGAUAUCAGGCAGGAAGAAAUAGGAUGCCAUCACAACGUCAUUUCUUUGGAAACCCUAAAAAUUCCCAAAAUAGUGAUGAUGAAGAAAAUGAACCACAGAUUGAAAAAGAGGAAAUGGAGCUUAGUUUGGUGAUGUCUCAGAGAUGGGACAGCAAUAUUGAAGAACCUUGUGCCAAAAAGAGAUCACUGUGUAGAAAUAACCAUAGAAGCUCAACUGAAGAAGAUGAUUCGUCUUCAGAAGAAGAAAUGGAAUGGAGUAAUAACAGUUUGCUUCUAGCCAAUCUUUCUAUACCUCAGUUAGAUGGAACUGCAGAUGAAAAUAGUGACAAUCCAUUGAACAACGAAAAUUCUAGAACUCACUCUUCUGUGAUUGCAACGAGCAAGCUAUCAGUAAAACCUUCCAUCUUUCACAAAGAUGCUGCUACAUUAGAACCCCCAUCUUCUGCUAAGAUUACCUUUCAGUGUAAACACACAAGUGCCCUUUCUUCCCAUGUUUUAAACAAGGAAGAUUUAAUUGAAGACCUCCCACAGCCAAACAAUAUAGAAAAAUGUCUAGAUCAUUCAGUUGCUUCUUUUACAAAUGAAAGCACUUACUCUAUGAAAUACCCUGGAUCUUUAAGCAGUUCUGUCCAUUCAGAAAACUCUCAUAAAGAAAGUAGUAAGAAAGAUAUCCUCCCAGUAUCUUCCUGUGAAAGUAGUAUUUUUGAUUAUGAAGAAGAUAUCCCAUCUGUUACAAGACAAGUACCAAGUAGAAAGUAUACAAACAUUAGAAAAAUUGAUAAGGAUGCCCCUUUUAUCCAUAUGAACCGUCAUAGUAGUGAAAGUACAUUGGGCAAAAAUUCUUUCAACUUUUCUGACCUUAGUCAUUCAAAAAGUAAAUUAUCCUCUGAAGGAAAUGAAAAAGGAAACAGCACAGCUCUGAAUAGUUUAUUCCCUUCAUCAUUAACUGAAAAUUGUGAAUUGCUAUCAUGCUCAGGAGAGAAUAGAACUAUGGUACAUUCUCUUGAUAGCAUUGCUGAUGAAAGUGGGCUAAAUAAACUUAAAAUUAGAUAUGAAGAGUUUCAAGAACAUAAAACUGAAAAGCCAAGCCUCAGCCAGCAAGCAGCACAUUAUAUGUUUUUUCCCAGUGUUGUUCUUUCUAACUGUCUCAGUAGACCGCAGAAACUCUCGCCUGUAACAUACAAACUACAAUCCAGCAGUAAACAGUCCCGAUUAAAAAUAAAUAAAAAGAAGCUUAUAGGUCAUCAAGAGACUUUUACCAAAACUAGUGAAACUGUAUCCACAAAAGAUAAUUGUAUACAAAAUAAUCCCUGUAAUAGUAAUCCUGAGAAGGAUAAUGUAUUGGCCAGUGAUUUAAUUAAAGUCACUCGUGGAGCUUUUGAAAAUAAAACCCCCACAGACGGUUUUAUAGACUGUCACUUUGGAGAUGGAACCUUAGAAACUGAGCAGUCCUUUGGAUUGUAUGGAAAUAAAUAUACACUGAGAGCGAAACGCAAGGUGAAUUAUGAGACUGAAGAUAGUGAGUCAAGUUUUGUAACACACAACUCAAAAAUUAGCCUACCUCAUCCCAUGGAAAUUGGUGAAAGUUUAGAUGGAACUCUCAAGUCUCGAAAACGAAGAAAAAUGUCUAAAAAGUUGCCCCCUGUCAUCAUAAAAUAUAUUAUUAUUAAUAGAUUUAGAGGGAGAAAAAAUAUGCUUGUGAAGCUAGGAAAAAUAGACUCUAAAGAAAAACAAGUUAUAUUGACAGAGGAAAAAAUGGAACUAUAUAAAAAGCUUGCACCUUUGAAGGAUUUUUGGCCAAAAGUUCCUGACUCCCCUGCAACCAAAUAUCCCAUUUAUCCACUAACACCAAAGAAAAGUCACAGAAGAAAAUCAAAACAUAAGUCUGCAAAGAAAAAAACUGGUAAGCAACAAAGGACAAAUAGUGAAAAUAUUAAAAGAACUUUGUCUUUCAGGAGAAAACGGUCACAUGCUAUCCUGUCUCCUCCCUCACCAUCCUACAAUGCUGAAACCGAAGACUGUGACUUGAAUUAUAGUGACGUUAUGUCUAAACUAGGUUUUCUUUCUGAGAGAAGCACAAGUCCCAUAAAUUCUUCUCCCCCUCGCUGCUGGUCUCCCACAGAUCCAAGAGCUGAAGAAAUGAUGGCUGCUGCAGAUAAAGAAGCAAUGCUUUUUAAGGGUCCUAAUGCAUGUAAUAACAAGACUGUUAAUUCUCGUAUGGAAAAAAAUAAUCGAGCAAGAGCGCAGGUUAAGAAAUCCAAAACUAAGCUUGUUAAUCCUUCUGUAGUUACUAAGAAAAGGAACAAACGAAAUCAGACAAAUAAAUUAGGAGAUGAUGGAAAAAAGAAACCGAGAGCAAAACAGAAACAAAAAACAAAUGAGAAAGGUAUGUCAAGAAAGCACAUAAUGAAAGAUGAAAAAAUUAAAUCUCAGUCUGGUGCUGAAGUUAAGUUUGUGCUGAAACAUCAGAAUGUGUCUGAGACCUCAAAUAGUUCUGGAGGCUCUCAACUACUUUUUAAACAGAAAGAUGUGUCACUAAUGAGCUCUGCUGUAGAUCAUCCCCUUUCUGCUCCCCUGCCCACUGGAAUUCAUGCACAACAGAAUUUAUCUGGCUGCUUUUCUUCUUUCUUAGAAAGCAAGAAGCCUGAUUUACAAACAUUCCCCAGCUCACGAGAUGAUUUGCAUUCAUCAGUUGUUUGUAGUUCUUUGGGACCUGGAAUCUCAAAAAUUAAUGUCCAGAGGUCUCACAAUCAAAGUGCUAUGUUUACUCUAAAGGAAUCAACUUUGAUUCAAAAAAACAUAUUUGAUCUUUCCAACCAUUUAUCUCAGGUAGCCCAGAAUACACAGAUAUCUUCGGGUAUAAUGUCUCCAAAGACGGAAGAGAAUGCAAAUACACAAAAAAACUAUUUGUCAUCCAUCGGAAAGUUAAAUGAAUAUCGUAAUUCUUUAGACUCAAAGCCAGACCAGGCAUAUGCCCCUAACUUUUUGCAUUGCAAAGACAGUCAGCAGCAGAUUGUGUGCAUGGCAGAACAGUCAAAGCACAGUGAAACUUGUACUCCAGGAAAUGCAUCUUCAGAGGAAAGCCAAAUGCCUAAUAAUUGCUUUGUAACUUCUUUGAGAAGUCCAAUCAAACAAAUAGCAUGGGAGCAAAAACAAAGGGGCUUUAUUUUAGAUAUGUCAAAUUUUAAACCUGAAAGGGUAAAACAGAGGUCAUUGUCAGAAGCAAUUUCACAAACCAAAGCACUUUCUCAGUGUAAAAGUCGAAAUGUGUCAACACCUUCAGCAUUUGGUGAAGGCCAGUCUGGACUGGCAGUUCUAAAAGAAUUGUUACAGAAGAGACAGCAAAAAGCACAAAAUGCAAAUAUUAUGCAAGACCCAUCAUCUAGUAAACCUCAACCAAACAAAAAUAUUUCUGGCUCCCUUGAGCAAAACAAAACAAUUAAACGAACACGAUCAGUAACAUCUUCAAGAAAACCUCGAACUCCUAGAAGUACAAAACCUAAAGAAAAAAUUCCCAAACUUCUUAAAGUAGACUCUCUCAAUUUACAGAACUCUGGCCAGGUGGAUAACUCUCUAUCGGAUGACAGUCCCAUCUUUUUUUCAGAUCCAGGUUUUGAGAGUUGUUAUUCACUUGAAGAUAGCUUGUCUCCUGAACAUAAUUAUAAUUUUGAUAUUAAUGCAAUAGGUCAAACUGGAUUUUGUAGCUUUUAUUCUGGAAGUCAGUUUGUCCCUGCUGAUCAGAAUUUGCCACAGAAGUUCCUAAGUGAUGCAGUUCAGGAUCUUUUCCCAGGACAAACGAUAGAAAAAAGUGAGUUUUUAAGUCAUGAUAACCAGAAGUGUGAUGAAGACAAAAAACAUCAUGCCUCAGACUCAACCUCAUGGAUUAGAUCAGGUACGCUAAGUCCUGAACUAUUUGAGAAGUCAUCCGUAGAUAGCAAUGAGAAUCAUCGCCACAACCAGUGGAAAAGUAGCUUUCAUCCUCUAACAGCUCGCUCUAAUUCAAUAAUGGAUUCUUUCUGUGUCCAGCAGACAGAGGACUGUCUGAACGAAAAAUCCAGAUUGAAUAGAAGUUCAGUAAGCAAAGAAGUGUUUCUUAGCUUCUCACAGCCAGGCACUUCAGACUGGAUUCAAGGUCAUACCAGAAAAGAGAUGCAACAGUCUCUUGACUCAGUCAGUGCCUCUUUUACUACAAUACUAUCCUCCCCUGAUGGUGAACUUGUGGAUGCAGCCUCUGAAGAUUUAGAAUUGUAUGUUUCAAGAAACAAUGAUAUAUUGACACCAACUCCUGAUAGUUCACCAAGGUCUACCAGCUCUCCCUCACAAUCUAAAAAUGGCAGUUUUACCCCUCGAACUGCUCACAUUUUGAAGCCACUUAUGUCCCCGCCAAGUAGGGAAGAAAUUAUGGCAACUUUGUUGGAUCAUGAUCUCUCAGAAACUAUUUACCAGGAACCAUUUUGCAGCAAUCCUUCUGAUGUACCAGAAAGGCCCAGGGAGAUUGGUGGACGGCUUCUCAUGGUAGAAACUCGACUUCCAAAUGAUCUGGCUGAGUUUGAGGGAGACUUUUCCUUGGAAGGACUUCGUCUGUGGAAAACAGCAUUCUCAGCAAUGACUCAGAAUCCACGACCAGGGUCACCCCUUCGCAAUGGCCAGGCAGUGGUCAAUAAAGGGUCAAGUAAUAGCUGUAAAAUGGUUGAAGAUAAAAAAAUUGUGAUUAUGCCUUGCAAAUGUGCCCCAAGUCGACAACUGGUUCAAGCAUGGCUUCAAGCCAAAGAAGAAUACGAACGUUCCAAGAAACUGUCUAAAACUGAGCCAGCUGGAGUCAUAAAAUCUGCUGAGAACUUCAGCUCUUCAGUUAACCCAGAUGACAGACCUGUAGUGCCUCCAAAAAUGAGUACAACUCCACAUAUACUCCCCACUACAGCACAUACCAAGGAAGAUGUUGAUACUUCUCAGAUUGCUUUACAAGCGCUAACCACAGGAUGUAGUCGAACUGUAAGUGAAAGUCAGACACUGCCACCAGUUGCUUCUGCAAAUGAUCCUGAGAAAGGUGAAGAUGAUGAUGAUGACUAUUAUGUUAGUUACAGCUCCCCUGAUUCUCCAGUAAUUCCGCCUUGGCAACAAGCAGCAUCCCCAGAUUCUAAAACAUUAGAUGGAGAGGAGAGACCCGCAUCACAAGUAGAGGAACUACAUUCCCUGACUAUUGAGAACUUCUUAAAACCAGUAAAAGAUGAUAUACAGAAAAGCCCCUGCACUGAGCCUUUGGAGCCUCUAGUGAUAUCUCCAAUUAAUGUUAGGGCAAGAACCGGAAUAUGUGAAUCACUUUGCCUUCAUAGUACACCAAUUAUACAGAGAAAACUUCUAGAAAGGCUUCCUGAAGCAAGUAGCCUGAGCCCUUUGUCAACAGAACCAAAAACUCAGAAAUUGAGUCAUAAGAAAGGAAGUAAUACUGACACUCUUAGAAGAGUACUCUUAACACAAGCAAAGAAUCAAUUUGCAGCAGUAAAUACCCCAAAGAAAGAAACUUCUCAGAUUGAUGGACCAUCUUUAAACAAUUCUUAUGGUUUCAAAGUCAGCGUACAAAACUUACAGGAGGCAAAAGCUUUACAUGAGAUACAAAAUCUUACCCUAAUCAGUGUGGAGUUACAUGCUCGAACUAGACGAGACUUAGAACCAGAUCCUGAAUUUGACCCAAUCUGUGCUCUGUUUUACUGCAUUUCAUCUGACACUCCACUACCCGAUACAGACAAAACAGAACUCACAGGUGUAAUAGUGAUUGAUAAAGACAAGCCUGUCUCCAGCCAAGAUAUCAGGUAUCAGACCCCAUUACUGAUUAGAUCUGGAAUUACAGGACUAGAAGUUACCUAUGCACCUGAUGAGAAGGCACUUUUUCAAGAAAUUGCAAAUAUAAUAAAAAGGUAUGAUCCUGAUAUUCUGCUAGGAUAUGAAAUUCAGAUGCAUUCCUGGGGUUACCUCUUACAAAGGGCUGCUGCCUUAAGUGUUGAUUUAUGUCAGAUGAUCUCUCGGGUGCCAGAUGACAAAGUUGAGAACAGAUUUGCACCUGAAAGGGAUGACUAUGGAUCAGAAACAAUGAGUGAGAUAAAUAUUGUUGGCCGAAUUACACUAAACCUUUGGAGAAUCAUGAGAAAUGAGGUGGCUUUAACUAACUACACCUUUGAAAAUGUGAGCUUUCAUGUUCUUCAUCAGCGUUUUCCCCUCUUUACCUUUCGAGUCUUAUCAGAUUGGUUUGAUAACAAGACAGAUCUGUACAGAUGGAAAAUGGUUGAUCACUACAUUAGCCGUGUCCGUGGAAAUCUCCAAAUGUUAGAACAGCUGGACUUGAUUGGGAAAACCAGUGAAAUGGCUAGACUCUUUGGCAUUCAGUUUUUACAUGUACUCACAAGGGGUUCACAGUACCGUGUGGAAUCAAUGAUGUUGCGUAUUGCUAAACCAAUGAACUAUAUUCCUGUGACACCUAGUGUUCAGCAAAGAUCCCAAAUGAGAGCCCCUCAGUGUGUUCCCCUAAUUAUGGAGCCUGAAUCCCGCUUCUACAGCAAUUCUGUUCUCGUUUUGGAUUUCCAGUCACUAUAUCCUUCGAUUGUGAUUGCAUAUAACUACUGCUUUUCCACCUGCCUUGGCCAUGUGGAGAACUUGGGAAAGUAUGAUGAGUUCAAAUUUGGCUGUACCUCUCUAAGAGUACCUCCAGAUUUACUUUACCAAAUUAGGCAUGAUAUCACAGUGUCCCCCAAUGGAAUAGCUUUUGUCAAGCCUUCAGUAAGAAAGGGUGUGCUACCAAGAAUGCUUGAAGAAAUUUUGAAGACUAGACUCAUGGUGAAACAGUCCAUGAAGGCUUACAAGCAGGACAGAGCCCUUUCACGAAUGCUCGAUGCACGUCAGCUAGGACUUAAGCUUAUAGCAAAUGUCACAUUUGGCUAUACAGCUGCAAAUUUUUCUGGGAGAAUGCCAUGCAUUGAGGUUGGUGAUAGUAUUGUUCACAAAGCCAGAGAGACUUUGGAACGAGCUAUUAAACUGGUGAAUGAUACCAAGAAAUGGGGUGCCAGGGUUGUAUAUGGAGAUACUGACAGUAUGUUUGUGCUACUGAAAGGAGCUACUAAGGAGCAGUCUUUUAAGAUUGGUCAGGAAAUUGCUGAAGCUGUAACUGCUACCAAUCCUAAACCAGUGAAAUUGAAGUUUGAAAAGGUAUAUUUGCCCUGUGUCUUACAAACAAAAAAGAGGUAUGUGGGUUACAUGUAUGAAACACUGGAUCAAAAGGACCCGGUAUUUGAUGCAAAAGGAAUAGAAACCGUCAGAAGAGAUUCCUGCCCUGCCGUUUCUAAGAUACUUGAGCGUUCUCUAAAGCUGCUAUUUGAAACAAGAGACAUAAGUUUAAUUAAACAGUAUGUUCAGCGACAGUGUAUGAAGCUUCUAGAAGGAAAAGCCAGCAUCCAAGAUUUUAUCUUUGCCAAGGAAUACAGAGGAAGUUCCUCUUAUAAACCUGGAGCUUGUGUGCCAGCCCUUGAACUUACAAGGAAAAUGCUUACUUAUGAUCGGCGCUCUGAGCCUCGAGUUGGAGAGCGAGUGCCAUACGUCAUCAUUUAUGGGGCUCCUGGAAUACCACUUAUCCAGUUGGUGAAGCGCCCAGUGGAAGUGCUGCAGGACCCGACUCUGAGACUGAAUGCCACUUACUAUAUCACCAAGCAGAUCCUUCCACCCCUGGCAAGAAUCUUCUCACUUAUUGGUAUUGAUGUCUUCAGCUGGUAUCAUGAAUUACCCAGGAUACAGAAAGCCACCAGCUCCUCUCGAAGCGAACUUGAAGGGCGGAAAGGCACUAUUUCACAGUAUUUCACUACUUUGCACUGUCCUGUGUGUGAUGACCUGACUCAGCAUGGCAUCUGUGGUAAAUGUCGGAGCCAGCCUCAGCAUGUUGCAGUCAUCCUCAACCAAGAAAUUCGGGAGUUGGAACGUAAACAGGAGCAACUUGUAAAGAUAUGCAAGAACUGUACAGGGUGCUUUGAUCGACAUAUCCCGUGUGUAUCUCUGAAUUGCCCCGUACAUUUCAAACUCUCCCGAGUAAAUAGAGAAUUAUCCAAGGCACCAUAUCUCCGGCAAUUACUAGACCAGUUUUAAAUUGUCAGUAUCACAGAAUUCCAGGUGCUAUUUUUUCAGUGUUUACCACUAAACUGUUGUGCAUGGUGCUUUUUCAACUUUCAUCGAGUCAAGUAUGUUCACUGUCUAUUAUCUGAAGACUAUGAAGGCUUUUAUGCUAACUGAAUUAAAAAUUGUUCUUAUCGAUCUCUGAAUAGCUCACUUCUUACAAUGUACAAAGUCUCCAUCCUUACACCUUUUUAACAUUGUUUUAUAACGUAUGUGUUGAAUUUGCUCCGGUAUGUGUAACAUCUUGUAAAUCCAUUUGCGUAGAUCAUACUGACUUCCCUGUGGAAGGAGCACUGAAAACCUCUUUAAAAAAAAACAAAACAAGACAAAAGAAAAAAAAAAAAAAAACCCAUUCGUGUGUUUUCCUUGAACUGUCUGUAUCAAGACGUGUUACUUAGAGAUACUCAUUCACUUUAUAAUUUUGACUGCGAAAUAUUUUGUAAAUACACUUUUUUACUUUUCAGACAACUGAGUAAAAUAAUGUGCAAUGAAUUUUAUACAAAUGAUUUUCAAGUUGUUAGGUAUAUUUCCUCUAGGUUUUGCUUGGCUCAGAGUAGAGUUGUUAUUUUGAUCAAACUGUGCAAACAAUAGUACCAUGUGUAGCAUUUUGAAACCUUAUUUUCUAAAACCGCUGUCUUGCUUUAGCUAUUAAUGGGGCAUUGUGAGGAACUGUGCAAAGACAUUUUUGUUACAAACCUGUGGGCCUGUUGCAAUACUUUAAAAAUAAAAAUUUUAUUCCA